AAGUAGAAAAUAAUUUGUGGUUUUGACGGGCCUUAUUGGCGUUUACAGUUUGUCUUUGUAUCGUUCAGGGAUAUAGUCAUUAUGCCAACAAUUAAGCUGCAAAGCUCAGACGGAGAGAUGUUUGAAGUGGACGUUGAAAUCGCCAAACAGUCUGUAACUAUAAAGACAAUGUUGGAAGAUUUAGGCAUGGAUGAUGAAGGGGAUGAUGAUCCCGUCCCUCUUCCAAAUGUGAAUGCGGCCAUCCUCAAAAAGGUAAUUCAGUGGUGCACGCAUCACAAAGAUGACCCCCCACCCCCUGAGGAUGAUGAGAACAAAGAGAAGAGGACAGAUGACAUCCCUGUGUGGGAUCAGGAGUUUCUCAAAGUGGACCAGGGCACACUCUUUGAGCUCAUUCUGGCUGCAAAUUAUUUGGACAUCAAAGGUUUGCUAGAUGUCACCUGCAAAACAGUUGCAAAUAUGAUUAAAGGUAAAACCCCAGAAGAAAUCAGGAAGACGUUCAACAUCAAAAAUGACUUCACAGAGGAAGAGGAAGCUCAGGUACGCAAGGAGAACCAGUGGUGUGAAGAGAAAUAAAGUUCAUCCAGACAAUGUCACACUGCAAGGACUGUAAGGAUGUUCCCAAAAACACAUUUACUGGUUGCACUGCGCUAGUCAUACUUGCUGAUAUUUACCAGUAGACCAGUAGAAUUAGACCUUUUGUGUAUUGAUGGCAUGAUCUUCAUUGCUUGUCUAGUGAAAAGAGAAUUAUAAUUUAAGUGGUAUCUGUUUUUAAUCUUUCUUUGUAUAUUCAGCAGAAAUAAAUAAUCUCUUCACCUCUCCCAAGUAAAA
This is a messenger RNA of Ictalurus punctatus (channel catfish), 828 nucleotides long. RefSeq names its product S-phase kinase-associated protein 1 (gene skp1). Gene Ontology annotation, cellular component: nucleus; cytoplasm. Gene Ontology annotation, molecular function: cullin family protein binding. Gene Ontology annotation, biological process: SCF-dependent proteasomal ubiquitin-dependent protein catabolic process. The record is from RefSeq and is marked provisional. NCBI's taxonomy places the organism in Eukaryota, Metazoa, Chordata, Actinopteri, Siluriformes, Ictaluridae.